Paramecium sonneborni is the source of this 1825-nucleotide messenger RNA. Lineage: Eukaryota; Ciliophora; Oligohymenophorea; Peniculida; Parameciidae. The record is from the annotation of a GenBank genome assembly.
AUGAAUUAAAAUAGAGAAUGUUAACAUCAUGAAAAGGUUACAGAAUUAUUUUGUGAAACUUGUAAAGAUUUGGUUUGUAAUGACUGUGUUAGUUAUGGACCACAUCAAACAAAGAAUCACAAAAUAAUUAGUUUUAAAGAUGCAUAUACAAUAAGAUAGGCAUUCAUUAAAGAUAGAAUCGAAACUGCCAUGAGAAAUAAAAAAGAAAUACUAUUAGAUUAAUUAGAGAAAAUAGAAAAUAGAAUGAAACAUAUUACAGAAGUCAAGGCUACUAUAGUCAAGGAUAUACAUAUGGAAUUUGAAGGAGGUAUUUUAAAGAGAUUAAAUGAUUCAUCUGGCACAUUAACAGCUGUAUUGUAAAAAGAUAUAGCUUGGUUAUAAAAACACUUGAAUUCUAUUGAUGAUUUCAUUCAUACAUUUGAAUAUUUGGCUUUAGAUUAGAAUGUGUUACCUUUACUAUUUAUAUCAAAGACAUUAAGUCAAUAAACCAUGAAAUUACUUAGUAUAAUAAUUAAAAGUAUUUAAAACAUUAUAACUUUGAUAGCUGAAAUAACAUCACAUCCUUCUGAUCUCCCAAGAGAAUUAUUUGAUCUCAGAACAAAAAUAAAAAAUUCUGAAUUACUUUAACAAUAAAUUGAAUUCAAAAAAUAAGUGAUAUGGAAAUGUCGUCAAGAAAAGAUUUAAUCAUUAUAAAGAAUAAAAGAGGAAUUCUUUAUUAAAAUUGAGGAUGAAAUCUAUGAUUGGGUAAGAUUACUUAAGAAAGUUGUAAAUACUUUGGAUAGUUUAUGCAUGAUAUGUACAUUUUGUGGGUGUUUCAUUGAUGUUAUAAAUGAAUAAUGUGCACUUAAUACUAAGCCUUAUGAAGAAGUUUAAUUAGAGUGUAAAUAUUAAUCCUAUUCAAACUAAAGUUACUGGAUUCACAAAUGAAUUACCUAAAAUGAAAGUUUUUGGAACUUGUUAACAUUUCUUUGGGUAUCCAAAAGAGGAAUACUUAAUUUUGAGGAAAGAUAAAUAUGCUAAUUUUGGGGAUUAUCAAGAAUAAAGAAGAGCUGCAAAGGAAGUUUAUUUUAAAGUUUUUAGAUCUUUAUGUAAUAAUAAAUAUUAAUAUAUUUAGGGUUUUCAAUUAUAGAUUUAAAAGCUCGAAGAUAUUUGAAAUAAUUAGAUUUGUAAGCUAUUUUUAAAAAAUAUGAUCCAGAUAACAAAGGUUGGUUAUCUAUAGUAAAAUUUAAAUAUCUUAUGCAUUAAGAAUUGGGCAUGUCUGUUUAAGAAGUCGAAAAGCUUGUUAUUUAUUUUCGAGAUGAAAAGGAAGACAAAGUAUUUAUUAAACUAUGUAGGUUAAUUAUGAAUAUUUUCUUGGAAUUGAUUGGUAUUUGGAAGAAUUAUAGAGAUUGGAAGAAAAAGUAAAAGCAGAAUCUAUUAAAUAUGCUAAAUUAUAUAAUAGAAGAGUUAGAGUAAAGACUACAUCUCCUUAACCAAGAUAAGAAACUAAAUUUGUAGAAAAACCAUAAUAAUCUACUAUUUAUAGUAGUUUCACCCGAUUUUCUUAAGCUGUUGAAAAAUAACCUGUUCCAUAACCUGUUUAAUAUGAAUAACCUCGAUUUGGAUUUGUUGAAAGAGAUAAUUCUCAAAAUUAAACUAUGAAUAGAUAAUUCCCACAUAAAAACAAUUUUGAAUUCUCAGCAGAAUCUAGUUUGAAGAGUAAACAAAAAUCAUCUUCUUUAUAACCUAAAAAAGUUUAAUUUGAAGAAAAAUAAGGUUAUUAAAGAUUUAAAGAAUCAACAUAAAUAAGCGGAAAUUAUGCUUCUAAAUAUUAUUGAGAUUGGAC